AGAAGCCUUGGAGUCUAACUGGAUAGGCUUAGCUUACGAGGUUAGGAUGUCUAAAGUGGAGGCUACUAACAAACAGUUCUGUUUACACUUUGAGGCGUUUCAGCUGGGGAGAGCGCCGGUGUACAUGGCGUUUCUGCGGUUCAUGGGAGACGAGAACGAGGCUAAGAAGUUUAAUUACAGCUUGGAAGUUGGAGCUCACAGCCGUAAGCUGACGUGGCAAGGGAUUCCCAGAAGCAUCAGAGACGGUCACAGGAAGUUCCGUGAUAGUCAGGACGGUCUCAUCAUCCCUAGAAACAUGGCUUUGUUCUUUUCAGGCAGUGACAAAGAAGAGCGCAAGUUAAGAGUCACCGGACGGAUUUGGAGAGAAGAGUAGAUGAUUCCAAAUGAUGUUUCAUAUAGGCUCUCUAAUGAUGGUUUUAAUUGGAACUGAAACGGAUGAUGUACAUAGCAAAGUCUUGAGAGCUAUGAGAUCAAAAUCUCCCCGUGAUCAGGUUGAAAACAUUAUGUUUUGAAAUAUUACAAACUCUUCAGUCUUGUAAUUUUCCUGAUUUGUUGGAAAAAUAAAGACAGUUUUCCUUUUGGUUCUGUUCUUAUAUCAAAAAUUGAUUUUUAUCUUUAU
This is a messenger RNA of Brassica rapa (field mustard), 619 nucleotides long. Its product is annotated as putative E3 ubiquitin-protein ligase SINAT1. Gene Ontology annotation, biological process: multicellular organism development; ubiquitin-dependent protein catabolic process. The record is from RefSeq and is a predicted model, not a curated record. Gene Ontology annotation, molecular function: protein binding; ubiquitin protein ligase activity. Lineage: Eukaryota; Viridiplantae; Streptophyta; Magnoliopsida; Brassicales; Brassicaceae. Gene Ontology annotation, cellular component: cytoplasm.